Molecule: messenger RNA, 1884 nt
Organism: Hyphopichia burtonii NRRL Y-1933
Lineage: Eukaryota; Fungi; Ascomycota; Pichiomycetes; Serinales; Debaryomycetaceae
Product: phosphoribomutase
Exons: 1
Coding region: 1-1884 (627 amino acids)
Biological process (GO): carbohydrate metabolic process; purine ribonucleoside salvage
Molecular function (GO): phosphopentomutase activity; magnesium ion binding
Source: RefSeq, a predicted model, not a curated record
AUGGCGUAUACUGAAGCAGAAAGGCUAAGACUAGAUCAGUUGGUUGGCCAAUGGCUAGAUGUGGACGUAAACUCGGAGUCACGCCGGGAAAUACUGGAUUUACAGAAGAACGGAGACUAUGAUAAGCUUGACUCGAAGUUGAGUAAACGAAUUGCAUUUGGUACUGCCGGGUUAAGAUCUUCAAUGGAAUCAGGAUUCUCACAUAUGAAUGAUGUUACUAUAGUGCAAGCCUCGCAGGGGUUAGUCAAGUAUUUGCUGAAAGAGAAUAAGAAGCGGUCUUCGAUUGUAGUUGGGUAUGAUCAUAGGUUUCAUUCCCAAAGGUUUGCUGAAAUAACCGCCAGUGUCGCUCUUAGUCAGGGCUUGGUGGUAUAUUAUUUGGGAAGCGUUGAUAAUUUAUCUAAAGAGUCUUUAGAUACUUCUGCAACCAAGCCGUUGGAAACGGUUGACAGCGAGGAUAGGCUGUACGUUCAUACUCCAAUGGUUCCGUUUGCAAUUGAUCAUUUUGAAGCGUCUGCAGGAGUUAUGGUUACUGCAUCUCAUAAUCCGGCCAAGGAUAACGGAUAUAAGGUUUACUAUGGGAACGGAUGCCAAAUUAUCCCUCCUCAUGAUGAUGGAAUUGCCCAGCUGAUAAGCGAGAAUUUAAAGCCUUGGUUAGAGGAUGAAGUUUGGGACAUUGUUAAGAAUUUUAGAAAGGGAUUAGAAAAUGGGAGCUUGAGGUCAAUCAAGGAAGAAGCAACCCAAGAGUAUGUAAAACUGGUCAAGGAGAAACUCCUUGUGAGAGACGAAAUCAGCUUCCCAUUUGUGUAUACGCCAAUGCAUGGGAUUGGAUUAGAAAUAUUUGAAAAAAUAGUGGAUCAAUUCAAAGGAACCGAUAUGACUGUUGUUCCCGAACAGAUUGAACCAGAUCCCACGUUCAAGACGGUCAAAUUCCCAAAUCCAGAAGAGAAGGGAGCCCUUGAUUUAGCAAUAGCUACUGCAGAGAAAAACGGUAUUAAGUUGGUGGUUGCCACUGACCCCGAUGCGGAUAGAUUCAGCGUUGCAAUUAAAUGUGACAGCUCAUGGAGACAAUUGACCGGGAAUGAAAUUGGAUUUUUGUUUGCCAUGUAUGUUUUAGAAGAAUUGCAACCAAAGGAGUUAUUCUCCAAAACAUACAUUUUAAAUUCGACGGUGUCGCUGCAAGUGUUAGCCUCAAUGGCCCAAGCGGAAGGAAUCAAGUUCCAGGAUACUUUGACUGGGUUCAAAUGGAUUGGUAAUAAGGCCAUAGAUUUGAAAAAAGAAGGAUACAGUGUACCAUUUGGAUACGAAGAAGCAAUUGGGUUCAUGUUUGAUGUGGUCAAUGAUAAAGAUGGGAUUUCUGCUGCGGCAGUCUGGUUACAAUUAUACGAAAGAUGGUUUGCCAGUGGAGAAUUGACCCCCGUUGACAAGUUGAAAGCAGGGUACGACAAGUAUGGAUGGUUCAAAGAAGCCAAUGGGUACUAUAAAUUGGAUGAUUUAAGUAAAACGGACAAGAUAUUCAAUACCACAAUUAGAAAGCUGUAUGACGGAUCAAAUUACCCAGAAACUUUGGGAGUGUUCAAAGUCAAAGAAUGGAGAGACCUCACCAUUGGGUAUGAAUCAGUUACUGCGAAUGGUAAGCCAAUCUUACCUGUUGAUCCUAAGCUGCAGAUGAUCACGGCAGUCUUAAACCCCGGCGACUCUGAUAACGAGCAAGACCAGGUUAGAUUCACUGCUCGUGGUUCGGGAACUGAGCCCAAAAUAAAAAUCUACAUCGAAGGAAAAAGUAAUACGGAAGAAAAGGCUCAUGACUUGGCCUAUCUUUGUUGGAAAGUAUUGAAAGAAGAAUGGUUCAAACCAGAUGAAAAUGGGUUACAAGAAGUCAUAUAG